UUUUCAUGGCGUGUGUGUCUCUAUCUUCGGUCGCAUCGUCUCCCGAUUUACCCAGUAUGCGGCGUGGUGGACGUAAUCAUGUCGCCUACCGUUGGAAGGGCCAUCGUGAAAUUUCCCAAAUCAGGACAAUCCAACACUUCUCAUCCACGGAACCAAGGGAGAGUCCGCCGAAAAUGAGACAUGAAAACUUUUGCAAACUUGGAGUACGUAGACGUGGACCUGACUUUUGCCGUAUUGCUGCAGGGCUGGACGUCUUCGCCUGCUUCGUUAUCAGUAUCAUCAAUGCGCUCAAAAUAGCAUCUUCACGUCCCAGUCAGGCUCCAAACCCGGAAUUCAUUGCCGGUCAUCCUACAAAAUUCCUUCUAGAAGGCUUAAAAUCAUACCCCAAGGGGGGAUGGCGGAGGCUAAAAAGGUUGUGUCGCGGCAUUCCUUGA
Molecule: messenger RNA, 434 nt
Organism: Periconia digitata
Lineage: Eukaryota; Fungi; Ascomycota; Dothideomycetes; Pleosporales; Periconiaceae
Source: the annotation of a GenBank genome assembly